This is a messenger RNA of Aspergillus pseudonomiae, 525 nucleotides long. RefSeq lists its product as uncharacterized. The transcript has 3 exons. The record is from RefSeq and is a predicted model, not a curated record. NCBI's taxonomy places the organism in Eukaryota, Fungi, Ascomycota, Eurotiomycetes, Eurotiales, Aspergillaceae. Bases 1 to 525 code for a protein of 174 amino acids.
AUGCACACACCGCGUACUUCAAUUUACCUGCGAUUCGCAACGGCUAUCAGCUCCCUCGCUGCGUUGAUAGCUUUCGGGUAUUCCCAAUCAAUGUUUGAAGGCGACAUGGUGAUCGUGACAGACUUGACCCAUGCGUUGGUCAGUCCAGUCACCGGAGCGACCGAGUACACCUUCGUUUGGUCGCUGAUAAUAGCAUCUAUUGAAUUAUCUCUUCCCGUCCCGAUCCACCCAGCCAUCUAUCUUACUUUUGACCUUUUCGCUUGGGCCGCGCUGGUUAGCACUCUGAUAAUAUACCUGGUGUUCAUGGAGCCAUAUUUUACUGGAGGCGGAUAUAGCUGUGGUGUCAACGGUGGACCUGAUUGUGAUGGGAAGCUUGUGGCCAAUGUCGAGCAUUUCGGCACGGCCAUGGCUUUUAUUGCGCUUGUCAUCCAUUUUGGGUUUUUCGUGUGGGCGUGUCGUGCAACUCAUAAGAUGCGGAAAAGCGACUCGAAGGAUCAGGAUAUUGACCUCAGCCGUACUGUAUGA